UCCUAUAUAUUUUUAAAAUCAGAAAUUACAAAUUUUAGCGCGCUUAAACAAAAAAUUUGAAAACCCGCCAAAACUUUUAAUUUGAUUGAAGAUCCGCAUGAACACACUAAAAUGAAUCUACACCGUCCAUUAAGAAUAAAUCAACGCUCAAGAUUCAUCCUCUUCAUUUCACCACUACUAUAAAUACCAAACUCAAAUCCCACACUUUCCACAACAAACUCCAUUUUCUCUUCCAAUUUUCCCGAGAAACAAACAACUCAACUUCAUCCCCUCAAUGGCUCGUACCAAGCAAACAGCAAGAAAAUCCACCGGAGGAAAGGCUCCAAGGAAGCAACUGGCAACCAAGGCGGCAAGAAAGUCUGCUCCAGCCACCGGAGGAGUGAAAAGGCCACAUCGAUUCAGGCCAGGAACCGUUGCAUUGAGAGAGAUCAGAAAGUACCAGAAGAGUACUGAGCUUUUGAUCCGAAAGCUUCCGUUCCAGAGAUUGGUGAGAGAAAUCGCUCAGGAUUUCAAGACCGAUCUUCGAUUCCAAUCCAGCGCUGUGUCUGCUCUUCAAGAGGCUGCGGAGGCUUACUUGGUCGGUGUGUUUGAAGAUACUAAUCUCUGUGCGAUCCACGCUAAGAGAGUUACAAUCAUUGUUGGAAAUUAUUUGUUCUAACCAACACACUUAAAGAAACAAGUUAAUACUAGUGCAAAAGUGAUAUUUUUAAAAAUUUCUACACUUUCUGUUUCAGGCCCAAUGUUAAAAGCCCAACAAGUUAAAGAUCACACACACAAAGAACCAAUAAAGGUUCGGAUCACACUAAUCAAUUCCAAAGAGAAACAAAGUUUCUCUCUCCAAUCAAGCACCCUUUCUUUGAUACAUAUAUACCUUCGGUCAAACCAACAAAAAACCAAGUCAAAACUCCCUU
Messenger RNA from Cannabis sativa, 911 nucleotides. RefSeq names its product histone H3.2-like. Lineage: Eukaryota; Viridiplantae; Streptophyta; Magnoliopsida; Rosales; Cannabaceae. The coding region runs from base 275 to 658 and encodes 127 amino acids. Gene Ontology annotation, molecular function: protein heterodimerization activity; DNA binding; structural constituent of chromatin. Gene Ontology annotation, cellular component: nucleosome. The transcript has a single exon. The record is from RefSeq and is a predicted model, not a curated record.